AUGACAGCCAUAUUACCACGAGGACUCAUCGAUACUAUCCCGGCGGUCGAACAAGAUGUCUUUGGCGCUGUCGACUCUGUGGCCGACAAUGCGGAAGCCCUGCACCACUUCUGGAGAUACUUUGCUGUACAAAGCGACCUUUCCGGUGAUCCCAAAUGUACUAGGGCACGCAAUCUCUUUUGGCGAAUCUGGAGCGAUCCAGAGCUUUUUCAUAACAUGACAGUGCCUCGCCUCAUGCAGCUAUGGCGUCGUUGUGAAGACCAGUUUGAUCUUAGGCCCAUCGGACACAUCAACGUAUCCUCCAGAGUGCAGCAACUGAGCACAUCAGGCCUGACACAGGAAUUGACGCCCUCGAUGGUCCCAGCCUCCGAAUCACCGAGCCCUCUAUCACAUCCGAUAGAUCCUAAUUACUUGGAAACUUUCCCGCCAUUGUGUCAAGAACCACCGGGGAGACGACUCCAGUAUGAUUCAUCAAACGAGCUGAUCCCCAUACGAGAUCAAUCUUCGGCGCGAACUUCGGCCCCUGCUUCAAACACAGCUUCUGGUUCAUCUUCCAGGCCCGCCCUGAGUCGGACUACUAGCGGCAGUCGGUCGAGAAUCCCAAUCGUGGCCACAGCAGGGAGAACUAGGACCAAACCUCAAUUGGGGCGACGAAAGUCGAGUUCAUCUCGGGCCACAUCAACAAUACCAAAUGCGCCAAAGCCCUCCCGGACGCCUACAGAGCCUUUUGGAAGGGCAUCUGCCUCAGCAAGUAGUAGCCAUGCUGCGGGCCGUGCAAGCACGAGGGGUCCACCGCCGGGUCUGCUCAACCCUCCAGCGAUGCGGAACUCGGCGAAUUUCCUGGUGGCUUCUCCCUCGUCCUGGCAAAGUGUCGGUUCGAGAACACCUACACCUCCGACGGGCGUGACGGCUCCUGCAACAACUUCAGCAGAUCUGGUCGAGCGUGAUUUUCGUGGCAAAUUUGUGGAGGCACAGAAGAGAUUGAACAGCUUCACCAACCUUCCAGUACUUAUGCGCAUGCCGAAGAACAAGAGUGUGGUUCGCUUCGUUGAUGAGAAUCCCUCGGACGAAGGAAAGGGCAAAGGCAAGGCAAUAUUGGCCGAAUCUCCGGAGGCGAGUAUGGGCGCCCCAUCUUUGUGGUCAAGCAUACAUGCUUCGCCGUCGGCUAGUGACGAUGAGGGUAGUUCGGAUGACGCAGUGGAGUUACCUCGCACGAAAAGCCAACUGAGUAUGCUAAUCAAGCACAAGAGGGCGCAGACGGGCAGUCAGGAUCUCGGGCCGGCCAUCAGUCUAGUCGAGCCGAGUGCUAGGGCCAGGGACAAGGACAAAGGCAAGGCCAAAGAGGAGGAACUAUUGUCCAUGGCACGUAGAGACGGAGUCACCAAAGCAGGAGGUGUGCAGGUCCCGGCAUCGCAUCGCAUCUCGGGAGACGACCCUGGGUAUCUUUCACCUUCGAGUCCAGAGCCAUUAUUUUGA
Messenger RNA from Exophiala spinifera, 1476 nucleotides. RefSeq lists its product as uncharacterized. Lineage: Eukaryota; Fungi; Ascomycota; Eurotiomycetes; Chaetothyriales; Herpotrichiellaceae. The coding region runs from base 1 to 1476 and encodes 491 amino acids. The transcript has 4 exons. The record is from RefSeq and is a predicted model, not a curated record.